Messenger RNA from Paramecium octaurelia, 1712 nucleotides. NCBI's taxonomy places the organism in Eukaryota, Ciliophora, Oligohymenophorea, Peniculida, Parameciidae. The record is from the annotation of a GenBank genome assembly.
AUGAAAUAAAAUAAUUACAAAACUUCCCAAGUUGAUCUUUCAAGUAUUGCUGAAUAAUCAAAUACUCAGUCAGAUGUAGAAUUGGAGUAAAUAGACAUGGCUAAAAUGAAUUGUCACGAGUAUUAUACAGCUAUGGAUCCUCAAUCUACUUAAGUUUUCUAAGUAGAAGGGGAGCUCCAUAUUAAAGAGCUGUUUUAUCGCUUAAUCAAGAAAGUCAUAGAUAAAGCAUAAGAAAAUGAAAUCCUAAGGAAGUUGCCUACUGUCUCUGCUUCGAAUUCAUUAAAUCUUUUGGUUAUGCCUUUAGCACAGGCCUUCUAUAAACCUGAAAACCCUAUCAAAGACGUUCAAAGUGGUGGGUUGGAAGAGGACUUCGAACCUGUACAUAAUUUAUUUAAUUUAAGUUACACAUCUAACAUGAAUAAUGGCUGACAUCUAAAAUUAAUAUGGAGAUUAAACCUGAAAAUAGACCUGGUACUUGUUAAACAUCAAGUCCAAGAACAUUUGCAAAGUCUAGAAUUUAAGUAAUUGAAUUAAGUAAACUUAGGAUUAAACAUCGCUAAUUAAAGAAAAGAAAUAGUUGGAUCCUAUGCCUAUAGAUUUAGUUGACCCAUUAGAUAUUAGUAUAACAGAAGAGUAAUUGAGAAAUGAAAAGGAAAGACAAACAAAAGAGAAAUUAGAAUUGAAUGAAGCAGAAAAAAGAAGAAAGUUGAAAGAAGAAAAAGAAGAAUAAUUAAAAUAUGAAUUGAUGGCAAAAGAUAAGAAAUCUAAAUAAUAUACAUAUGAUUAUGACGGCAAGCUGAUAUCUGUAAAUCCAGCUAAAGGAACUAAAUUGCCACUUCCUGCUUCAACUUUGGCGUACAAUUCAAUAAUUUUUAAGAUCCAAAUUUGAAGAAGAUCAAGCCACGAAAGUAAAUCCAAAAAAGAAAUACAAUAAGGUUCCUUGGAAUAAUAAGAAAACUGAUGAGGAGAAGGAUAAAGAAAAGGAUACAUUCAAAUUUAAUUAGAUAGCUCCUUUAGUUGUAGAGAAUAUGAAUUUAUAACCAGGAAUUGUAGUUAUUCAUGAGGGUAGAAUCAAAGAAGGCACCAGAUUAAAUACUGUGGAUUUAUAAAAUAUGAGCAAUCCUGCACUGAGAAUGGCAAGGAAUGAAUAUCUUAGUCUUACUCAAUAAAUGAAUUCCUCAAUUAACCAAAAUGUCUAAAUGAAAGCAGAAGAUAAGCCAAUCAAAGAGCUGGAUAAAGGCAAGGGAUUCAAUUAUGAUAGAUUCAAGAGAUUGAGUCAGUAAACUAAUAUUUAAUUGGGAAUUAUAAAGUAACCUUAUAUUCAUAUGCAAAUAGAAUCAAUUCAACUAAAAUAUUUGAACAAUUGGCAUAAGCCUAUUUUGAAGAACCUGAAGAGUUACCAAAAAUUGUUAAUUAACAAACAUCUAAAAGUUCCUAAGAAAACACUUUAAAAGGGAUAAAAAGUCCAGUAGAUUAAUUUAAUUUGUCCUUAUUUAAAAAUAAUGUUGUGGGCAGAGAUCAACAAAAUGAAAUUGGAAUAAAUUAUGAAAAAUUAAAAACACAAAAAGCUAAUUCAAGGUAUUUUUUAUAAUAUUUUAAGAGAUUUGAAAUCUUCUAUUGGUUCAAGAACCAAUAGACCAAGAGAAAGGAAAAUGUAAUCAGAAUAAAGCACUCUACCUACGGUGAGGAGCCAAAAAGUCUUUAAAUUAUGA